CGUUCUUAGUCUUCGAUACUGUCUGAUCCAUCGCCCACGGAAGGUCCGCGCCUUCUCUGAAGAACCGCACUUCGAUUGUGUGCAAUUGGACGCGCGUUCGCACUCCGCGGCACAGACGUCUUGUAUAAUUCGCACUCGACACGUCCGAGAGCUCUUAUCCAUAUCUUCUUUUACCUCGCAAUGGCUAUCAUCUUCGUCCCCAUGAUCAUCGCCUGGCUCGCGACCACCGUCUCGAAUGGCCCGCAGAUUGCAGUCACCCCAACCGGGAUCCAGGUCACCCGUGCUCAGGGCGUCCAAGGCUACAACACCUGGGCAUACCUCAACCCCACCUCAGCCCAAGUGCUCGAUCCAAUCAAGAUCGAUACCUUUCAGUGCGAUCUCAAGAUCAACUCGAUAACUGCUGCUACCGAAUUCAAGCUCGAGCUGCCGAGUGCCGUCAUCCUGCGCUGCACCGCGCCGUAUGCAGGCGCCCGCAUCUCUUGCAACUACGUCUACUUCGACGCCACCCAACGUUUCCAGACGAUCGGCACCUCGGCAUUCGUUCCUGGAGGGUCCGCAUACCAAAUCAAGCUCGUUUUCGGUCCGCUCGGGGUUACGGUGUACGAGACUGGAGUGAACGUCGGCUCGAUGAGCACCGCACUCAUUGGUGUCGGACCGUACCCCGUCAAGUUGAAUGCGCAGAUCCUGGACAGAGGCGCGGGUCUGGAUAUCAACAUUGAUAAUAUUGCGGUGGGGUCGAGUGCGAGCAUCCUAUGAUCGAUAUUCAUCUUUAGUGAUUCCCGAAAUGUGUCAAGGUCGUCCUGGUAGUUUUUGUUCUCCUACCGUUCUGUUUACGAGUCUGUCAUCCAAAAAUGUGUCUGUGCAAAGUUCUUGUAAGCAUUGA
Messenger RNA from Mycena citricolor, 883 nucleotides. The record is from the annotation of a GenBank genome assembly. Lineage: Eukaryota; Fungi; Basidiomycota; Agaricomycetes; Agaricales; Mycenaceae.